AUGUUCCGCCCUCAGCUCGCACCGGUCGACCAGCAGGACAAGCAAUACGUCUCGCAGGAUGUCCCGAGGAGAAUAAAGCACAUCCAAUUUCAGCCCUUCACGCCCAAAGAUAUCGUUAGAAUAUCAGAGGUCGAAGUCUCCACCCCCGACCUAUACAAGAUACACGAGAAUGGAGACCGCACGACCGCACCGCAUGGGCCGCUGGACGGGCGCAUGGGGCCGAAUGAGAAGGGAAAGCAGUGUCUGACGUGUGGGGAGCAGGCGGUAGCUUGUGUGGGACACUAUGGAUACAUCAGGCUCGUAUUGCCGGUAUUCCACAUUGGAUACUUUAGGCCCACCAUCAACAUGCUGUCCUGCGUCUGCAAGAGCUGCGCUCGAAUUCUUCUCCCCGACAUCGACCGUGCCGCUUACCUCCGCCGUUUCCGCCGACCCGGCCUCGAAUCCCUCCAACGGCAAGCCGCCCAAAAGGCCGUCCUCUCCGCCUGCAAGAAGGUCACCAUGUGCCCUCACUGCGGCGCUGCGAACGGGAUCGUCAAAAAGUCGGGCGUCAUGAAGAUCUCGCACGAGCCAUUCCGAGCGUCCAAGAUGGCGACGCAGAAGGAGGAGUGGAUGGCGGGAUUCCAGACGGUGAUUGGGGAGCAGCAGGGGAUCUCGACACAUUUGGCGAAGGCGGUGGAGGAUCUGAAUCCAUUGAAGGUGUUGGAGCUGUUCAAACGGGUCUCUGCAGAGGACGCGGAAUUACUAGCCCUACACCCCGAAAUAGGUCGUCCAGAAGAUUACAUCUGGCAAUACAUCUCCGUCCCGCCUCCAGCUAUCCGUCCAUCAGUCGCGUCCGAAGCCGGAAACAACGAGGACGACCUUACCGCCAAGCUCGCCGAGAUCACCUCUCAAAACCGGUUACUAUCGGCCAUGAUGGACGCAGGAUACGGUAUUGAGAAUACCAUGACCAAUUGGGAGGUCUUGCAGCAGCUGGUAGCGCUGUACAUCAACUCGCAGGCGCCAGGUAUGGCGGCAGUGGCGGGAAAGCCAGUGAGGGGGUUUGUGCAGCGGUUGAAGGGAAAGCAAGGGCGUUUUCGAGGGAAUCUGAGCGGGAAGCGGGUAGAUUUCUCGGGGCGGACGGUUAUUGGGCCAGACCCGAACUUGCGGAUUGACGAGGUCGCCGUACCAGAGAAAGUGGCCGUCAAGCUAUCCUACCCAGAACGAGUCACCGACUACAACAUGGAACUCAUGCGUGCGGCCAUCAUCAACGGCUCCAGAUCACAUCCCGGUGCGAACGUCCUGGAGAAGAUGGACGAGCGGGGACAGCCAAUACGGAUAGCGCUGCACGUUGUGAAGGAUAUCGAGAACCGGAAGAAUACCGCCAGGAAUCUGAAGAUUGGAGAUAUCGUGCAUAGGCACUUGAGGGAUGGCGAUAUUGUUCUCUUCAAUCGACAGCCAAGUUUGCACAAGCUGUCUAUCAUGUGCCAUCGGGCCAAGAUACGACCUUGGCGAACGUUCCGGCUGAAUGAGUGUGUUUGUAACCCCUACAACGCCGAUUUCGACGGAGACGAGAUGAAUUUGCACGUUCCUCAGACAGAGGAAGCGCGGACAGAAGCUCUCGAGCUCAUGUCGGUCAAGAAGAACCUCGUCACCCCUCGAAAUGGGGAACCCAUCGUUGCCGCCAUCCAGGACUUCAUCACAGCAUCCUACCUCCUCUCUCGGCGGGACCGCCUAUUCGACCGCUCCCAAUUCACCCAAAUCGCCUGCUUCCUCGGCGACGCCAAUCUCAAAAUCGACCUCCCUCCUCCGGCCAUCUGGAAGCCUACCCGCAUGUGGACCGGUAAACAAAUCUUCAACCUCCUCAUGCGUCCCAACAAGGACAGCCAUAUCCUCGUCAACCUCGAAGCCAAGUGCAAAACCAUGGAAAAGCCCUCGGACCCAAACUUCCCACUCGACAUGUCCCCGAAUGACGGGUACCUCGUCAUCCAGAAUUCGGAGGUCAUGUGCGGUGUAUUCGACAAGGCGACGGUCGGAGACGGAAAGAAAAACUCUGUGUUUGGAGUUAUAUUGCGGGAUUAUGGAUCGGACGAGGCGGCCAAGGCAAUGAAUAGGCUGGCGAAGCUCGCGGCGAGGUGGUUGGCGAACCAGGGGUUCUCGUUGGGAAUCAACGAUGUCAUUCCGGGGGAAAUCCUGCAGGGUGCGAAGGACGGGCUGGUAGAGGAGGCGUACGCGGAGUGCGACCACAACAUCGACCUGGCGAAGAGGGGAUUAUUGCCGAACGUCCCGGGAUGCGACCAGAGCGCGACGCUGGAGCAAAAGAUCUCGGGCAAGCUGUCGGGCGUUCGACAAGCGGUCGGAGAUAUCUGUCUCAAGGAGCUCAGUCGGCAUAACGCUCCGGUCAUCAUGGCGACUUGUGGUUCCAAAGGAUCCGUCAUCAACGUCGCCCAGAUGGUCGCCUGUGUCGGACAACAAAUUAUCUCCGGCUCGCGUAUUCCCAACGGUUUCCAAGAUCGUUCCCUCCCCCACUUCCGCAAAAAGUCCCGCACACCCCCAUCCAAGGGUUUCGUCCGAAACUCCUUCUUCUCCGGCCUCACUCCUCCCGAAUUCCUCUUCCACGCCAUCUCGGGCCGAGAAGGUCUGGUCGAUACAGCCGUCAAGACGGCCGAGACGGGAUACAUGGCGCGGCGGCUCAUGAAGGCGUUGGAGGAUUUGUGUACGGGGUAUGAUUUGAGUGUGCGGAACUCGGUCGGAGGGGUCGUGCAGUUUCAGUAUGGAGACGAUAUGCUGGAUCCGGCGUGUUUGGAGGGAGACGCCACCCCGGUCGAGUAUGUUCGGAGUUGGACUCAUGCUUGUCGAACGGCAGACCGGUCAGGCCGCCCACUCUACCCCUAUGAAAUCCUCCAACUCGCGCAAGCCAUCUACCCCGAAUGCCAGCCACAAGAGCUCGUCAUCGAGGAGGUCGUCAAACCCGUCAAGGGCCGUAAGGGCAAGCCGGGCAAGAAGGCUCCGGUCCCCAAAAACCACAUCGACCUCUUGCCAGGCUGGGACGGAUGUCACAGCAAGUACCGCGAGAACACGUACAAUUUCAUCAAGGAGAACAUUGUCAAAGUGAUGGUCAAUCAGCGCACGAGCCGAGGGCUUCCAGCGGCGGACAAUGCGGAAGAGGCGGAAGAGUACCAGGCGGACUUGGACUCGGACGAUCCCGCCAUCCAGGCCGUCCUUGACAACGCCAACAAAGUCACCGCAUCCCAGAUUGAGCGCUUCCUCGAGAUCUGCCGAGCGCGAUACCUCCAAUCCAAGAUUGAACCCGGAUCGACCGUCGGAGCCGUCGGCGCUCAAUCGAUCGGUGAACCCGGAACCCAGAUGACGCUCAAGACUUUCCAUUUCGCCGGUGUCGCGUCCAUGAACGUCACGCUCGGGGUCCCGCGUAUCAAGGAGAUUAUCAAUGCGGCCAAGGAGAUCAGUACGCCGAUCAUCACGGCGCAUUUGGUCAACCCGACAAGCGAGCAUGCGGCGCGGAUUGUGAAGGCCCGAGUGGAGAAGACUGUUUUGGGAGAUAUCGCGGCGUGUAUCGAGGAAUCAUGGACCAAUACCACCGCCUGGAUCGAGAUCCAUAUCGACCGCGAAACCGUCCGUCGACUUCAGCUCGAAAUCACCCUCACGACAAUCAAAGAGUCGAUCGCCAAUGCCCCCAAGCUGAAAAUCGGCAUUAACUCAAUCAACGUCAAUGAAAAGAAUUAUCGCGUGCGGGUCUUUAUGGACAUGAAGGGGAAGACGGACGCUCCGGGUGAUGGCGUGUACGAGCGGCUCAAGUUCUUGAAGCGCGCCAUCUCGGAGAUUCAGAUCAAGGGAAUGACGCAGAUCGAUAAAGGGGUGAUCAGCAAGGAUGACAAGAAGGAGACGCUGGCAAAGUACGGGUCGCCAAAGCAUUGUCUGCUGGUGACUGGGUAUGGACUCUCCGAGGUUAUGGGCACCGACGGGGUGGACGGUAUCCAAACGAGUACCAACCACGUCAUGGAGACUGCCAAAGUCCUCGGAAUCGAAGCUGCCCGAUCGACAAUCUACAAUGAAAUCCAGCACACCAUGCAGUCGCACGGAAUGAGUAUCGACCCGCGACACGUCAUGAUCCUCGCGGACGUCAUGUCGUACAAGGGCGAGGUGCUCGGCAUCACCCGAUUCGGUGUCCAAAAGAUGAAGGACUCGGUGUUGAUGUUGGCGAGUUUCGAAAAGACGACGGAUCACCUGUUUGACGCGUCGCUCUUCUCGAAGAAGGACGAGAUCCAGGGUGUAUCAGAGUGUAUCAUCAUGGGCACGCCUGCGCCGGGGUGCGGGACGUCAUUAGCAUCUAUCGUUACUCCCGCACCGCUCAUUGCCAGGCGCAAGCCCCUGCUCUUCGAAACGGCCUUCAAGCAGGGUAGGGAGAAACGGACCAACAUGAUGGUGGAGGCGUAUUGA
Molecule: messenger RNA, 4434 nt
Organism: Dioszegia hungarica
Lineage: Eukaryota; Fungi; Basidiomycota; Tremellomycetes; Tremellales; Bulleribasidiaceae
Product: putative DNA-directed RNA polymerase iii largest subunit
Exons: 14
Coding region: 1-4434 (1477 amino acids)
Biological process (GO): DNA-templated transcription
Molecular function (GO): DNA-directed RNA polymerase activity; DNA binding
Source: RefSeq, a predicted model, not a curated record